UUGCUUGGUGUUUUGUUGUGGCCCAUGUCAUGAACGAUCCACCCGGUGCCAUGGCUGGAACAUCAAAAUCCAACCCCAUCUUCAAAGAUGAGGUGGACGAGAUUUUGAAAGGCCUCAACUUGGACAAGGAGUUCUUCACGCAGAAGCUGAGCAGCGACCGAGCUCAGAAGCUCCUCCCAAGCGAUGGGACCAACGAGGGUCGGAGAAACUCUGGUGCGAAAUCGAGCUUGGCACCGGCAGUUGGAACAGGUUUCCGAAGACGGCCGUCCAUGGUGGCACGUAGGUUUCCCGACUUCGAUGUCUACUUGACGGAGUCGCUGAUGCCAGUCCUUGCACAGGCCUUGGACGCGCUGGGCAGGCAGGUGUCCAAAAUGCAGCAGCAGGGCGACCGGCUGGAUGCGAAGGUCCGCGCGCGGUUCAACCCCAUCACCUGGCUAGCGCAGCAGCUGCUUCGGCGCCACCCCAGGGUGGCCACCACUCCAAGGCGGAUUGAGCUGUACAGGAGCUUUCACAGCUGGGCAGACCAGGAGCGCGGGCGCCGCGAACUAUUGCGCUCCCGCGCGAAGGUCCUGGAGAUCUUCAACGGCUUCAUGCAGAAUGGGGUCGUGGGCAGGAACACUUUGCCCUUUGUAGUGGCAGCUGUGGACGACACUUUCUUCCUGCGGGGCACCUUGAAGGAUGACAAGAGUCUGCAAGAAGAAAUCCAGGGCAGCCAGGGCACCAAGAGGCCAGCCGCCAACAAGCGGCACUCCAACCUCGGAGGCGACAUUGUCACCUUCGAGCAGUUCUGGUUCAAGUUGGCGAAUGUGAUCGUGAAGCACGACGACAUCUUGCUGACCACCAUUCAAGAAGGCCGGCGCCAGCACAAGCUGAGGGAGGAAGAGCAAGCGCGCGCUUUGGAGGCUGCACGAUUGGAGGAGGAGAGGAGGCUGCGGGAGGCUGCUGAGCAUGGGAGGCUCAAGAAGAUCUACUCAGAGCUCUUGCCGCGGAUGCGUGCAGAUGAGGCCCUGCAGGGCAUUCAAGAGGGCAAGAUGCUGACGGGGGAGUUCCUGAAGCAGACGGACCCGGAAUUCGAGUCCCAGGUGGCGCCGCACGGCCCGCACGUGAUCCUGCUGCAGGAGCUGCUAGUCCUCUUUGGGCUCGAGAUCCAAACGGAGAACGACAGCCUCGAGCUGGAGGCCGCGGAUGAUGGGGGCUCGAAGCUCUUCCGACAGAAGGUGAACAAGCAUGAAAAGGAAAAGGAGGCAGAGAAGGAGCCAGAGAAGGAAGCGCCCAAGGAGAAGGAGAAGAGGGGUAAGAAGAAGCAGUCCAAGGAGUCAACGGAGGAGAGCGCCAAGGGCUCCAAGGAUGAGGCACCCGAGGAGGCUCCCAAGGAGAAGGUCCGGGAUCGCUGGUGGGACCCUGCGAUGAAGUCAUCAUGGAAGAUCCUGCAGGCGGCAUGCGGCGUGGAGCACACCGGCCACGUGGAUAGCAAGGUACUGAAACAAGUUCUCGCCGGGCCGGAUCCGUUCAUUGCCCUCAAGAAGAAGGUUGACCUGGAAGUGCAGCGCCGUGCAGAAAACGGCGUCAAGGAUGAAGAGGAGGAGCCGCCGACAGUGGUGGCUGAACAGAAGCCCACAAUGGAGGAGUUGUCCUUGCAGUACCGCAUUCCCAAAGCUCGCCUGCAAUUCUUCCACGACCUCUUCGAGAGCUUCCUGCCGCCCAAAGAGGAUGGAACUCCUGGUGUGUGCGGAUACCCGGCGAAUCCGGCCACAAUCAACAAGAAGACGAUGUGGGCGCUGCUCAAGCAGAUCCAGGACAACCUGGUCGAGGCGGAGUUCGAAGCUCGCUUCAGACGGAUCGAUGGCGAUGGCAGUGGUUUGAUUGAAUUUGACGAGUUCGUGCAGUGGGUGCACGACGAUGAGGUGGAGGUGGUGAGUGGCGCAGAGAAGGUGAAGAGGACCUUCGAGGAGCUGGCUGAUGACAUGGACGUCAGCGUCAAGCUCAUCAUGUAUGUGUACGACUGCUUCAAGUUCGAGUUGGGCCCUGACCAGGUGGACGAGUACCCCACAACUUGCGCCAGUUUCCCACGAGAUCAGGCUUACACGCUGGCCCAGAUCUUGGUCCAGAAUUUGGACAAGAAGAAGUUCGACCGCUACUGGAGCCUGGUGGAUGUCAACGACAAGGGCAGCGUGACUUUCGACGAUUUCUGCGAGCUGCUGGACUUUGAAGAUAUGCCCGAGGAGGUGCUGGCAAAGUACAACUCUGAGGACUGAGGUGCCUCCAUGCUGCUGACAUUUCACUGAGGUCAUGUGCCCGCCGGUCCAUCCAACCUAUGCAAGUUGUCUCUAUUCUCUUCGGGCUCUUCAGCAGAGUGGUAGGCUUCACCGCUGCUUCCUAAGGAAGCAGGUUUCACUGUGCAUGUGGUUAAAGGAUAUGGCCAGGCAC
Messenger RNA from Effrenium voratum, 2427 nucleotides. NCBI's taxonomy places the organism in Eukaryota, Dinophyceae, Suessiales, Symbiodiniaceae. The record is from the annotation of a GenBank genome assembly.